Molecule: messenger RNA, 2389 nt
Organism: Misgurnus anguillicaudatus (oriental weatherfish)
Lineage: Eukaryota; Metazoa; Chordata; Actinopteri; Cypriniformes; Cobitidae
Source: RefSeq, a predicted model, not a curated record
UGAGACCACCAUGAUAUAAAAAAUGAGAGGGAACUUACUUGGAUUAUUUUUUCUUUUGAAAUAUUGCAUUUGCGACAAUGUGCAGAACUUUGAUGGAGACAUCAGGGACUUUGUAGUUGGUAACAGUAAAUUCUUUGUUCUUACUGACCGUCGACUACAUCAGAUGAGACACGAUCUAUCUCUGGAAAAGACAAAGAAUUUGGAUGCCACACAUCCAAACACAGUUACACUUCUGGUGCCUUUUGAGUCGAACGGGACCCUGAUUACAUGCGGAACAUCUAACGGUGGAUACUGUGAAGUUCUUGAUCUCAAUGAUAUUACAAACAGCAUUUACAAAGAAAAUUUAUCUACUGUACCACAACCGAAUGAAAAAUCCAUAGCAUUCAUAGUGGACAGCACUCCUAAUGGUGCUUACCUGUUGGUUGGAAAUGAGGACUAUAUUCAAAAUUACCAGUACCAUACUAUUAUCACUUUGUGGAGCACUUUACAUUCUCAACCAGGUACUAUUUUCUCUACAGUAGGUGAGGAUGCAGAUGCUUACAUUCAUACAACAAGAGAUGUGGAGUUUAUAGACGGGUUUCAGAUAAUUUUGCUCAAACUCUCAUACCUGUUUCUCAACGCAAAGACUGAGUCCGGUUGGCAAGCGUUUGCCCUCAGGCUCAACAACACCAAAGGAAAGAAGAAAGACAUUCUGAAGGACAUAACUGGAACAAUAUUGGACUGUUGUAGUAAUGAAUCUCAUCCUGUCCUCGUCGCAUCAGCUCUUAUUUCUUCAGAUAAAGCUGUGAUCUGGACAGGUGUGUUCAGUGCGCGAAAUGAUCCGGAGAACACAGCACUCGCUGUUUACGACCUCAGUAAUGUUAAUGGUAAAGUUACAGAUUUCUGCUUCACCGGUGAGAGAUGUAGGUCUAAUCCUAAACAUCAACCAAUAGCAGAAGUUUUCAAAAAGUCAAUGAGUUCAGUAGCAGCAGUUAGGAGUGAAUCCUGGAUUGAGCUCUUCAUUGGAACCAAAGAUGGACAACUGAUAAAGGUUGUGUUGGAUGAGAAAUUCAGUCCAGGCUGUCCCACAGUGCUGUACAGAUCUGAUGAUGAUCAAAAAGUGCUUACCAAGAUGCAUUUAGAUCCAGUAGAUAACAAACAUAUCUACAUAGCUCUGAAAAGCCAGAUCAGAAGAGUUCCUGUGGUUCAGUGUGUUAAACACACAUCUCUGAAAGACUGCAGAGCUGCGCUGGAUCCUCUCUGUGGUUGGUGUGUUGAGACAGGCAGAUGCUCCACCCAGGAUGAAUGCUUGAUCUCCUCAUGGAUAUCUUUCCCAAAUAACUCCAUUCAGAAACCACUGCUGUCUUUUCAAGUGGCAGAGAAUUCCUUUAGAGAGAUGACUCUACAUCUCACCUUGAGUCUGGAGAGCACACAAAAUCCUGCCAUCUUUUCUUGUACAUUCACCACAGCGGGUGUGAACCUUUGUAACGGAUCUGAUCCUGCUAUAAUUUUUCCAAAUUGCUCCUGUGAUUUUUCAGACCAGCUACUGUUUAGCGGAGGUUUCGAGGUCUUGGUUGCAGUUACUGUUGAGGAUCAGCAGAUCACAGAGACCCUGAGGCUGAAGAACUGCUCAUCUAUUACAGAUAAUUCAACAAUGGCUUCUUAUACAGAGUGUCUGCAGUGCAUCUCAGCUGGAUGUCAUUGGUCCUCUUCUUUCAAGCGCUGUGAUUGGACACAUGGAUUUGAUGAACAGUUCAACACACCGGAUGCCUGUAAAGAUUUACAGACAGACUACAAAGAGCCAAAAAUUUUGUCUAUAGAGCCGAACAGAGUUUCUUUCCAUGGCAGAAACAAUGUUUUACUAAUAGGAAGCAACCUGGAAUCUGUCACCAAAAUCCGUUUUCAAGAGGAUCUGGACUGCAUUUCAAAAGAGUUUCCUGUGUUUGAUCGUUCGAGUGACCGUCUAAAGUUCCACGUUCCUCCCAGUGAAACUAAAGGAACACUAAAAGUAUGCGUUGUUACUGAGGAUGACCGUUGUCAUGGUAACAGCAUCAUUACUUAUAAUUCCCAGCCCAGCUGCACAGGAAUACAACCCAAAGUCACCUGGAGAAGUGGAGGAAGGAAGAUUCAUGUACAGGGGAUCAAUAUGGAGUUUGUGGAAUCGAUCAUUAUCCAUCCUUCCAAUAAAGAGCUCAAAUCACAAUACAGCACAAGUUCAAAGGAUUUGUGGUUUUACACCCACCCUUAUGAUGGCAAUGGUCUCAUUAAUUUGAUGUUGAAAGUUGGUAACGUCACUUUAGACUGUGUUAGUUUGACCCACCAGCCUGAUCCAGAGUUCAUUGGAUUUACAACCAGACACAUGGACAAUGAUGUACUGGUGACUAUAAAGAAACUACAUGUGUAUCUGUGA